This is a messenger RNA of Diaporthe batatas, 1259 nucleotides long. RefSeq lists its product as uncharacterized. NCBI's taxonomy places the organism in Eukaryota, Fungi, Ascomycota, Sordariomycetes, Diaporthales, Diaporthaceae. The transcript has a single exon. The record is from RefSeq and is a predicted model, not a curated record. Gene Ontology annotation, biological process: mRNA splicing, via spliceosome. The coding region runs from base 110 to 1216 and encodes 368 amino acids. Gene Ontology annotation, cellular component: post-mRNA release spliceosomal complex; U2-type spliceosomal complex.
AACCAACCAAGCAGCACACAACAACAACCCAGCCAACGACACUGCAACACAAACACGCCCCCGAUCACGUGGCCGCCCGCCGGCGACACCACCCCCACCACCGCCCAGGAUGCAAGGCUUCAACAUGGGGCGGUACGUCCCGCCGGACCUCGAGGGCGUCGCGAGCGCGAACCAGGCCUCGGGCAAGGGCCACGCGCUGGGCGCGCGGGCCUCGCGCCUCCGCAGCGAGGGGAUCCUCACGGUGCGGUUCGAGAUGCCCUUCGCCGUGUGGUGCGGGCACUGCAGCCCCCCCGUCGUGAUCGGGCAGGGCGUGCGCUUCAACGCCGAGAAGAAGAGGGUCGGCAACUACUACAGCAGCCCCGUGUACAGCUUCCGCAUGCGCCACGCCGCGUGCGGCGGCUGGAUCGAGGUGCGCACCGACCCGCGCAACACGGCGUACGUCGUCGUCGAGGGCGGGAGGAGGAGGGACACGGGCGAGGGCAAAGGGGACGGGGACUCGCUCGUCGGGGACGGGGUGGGCGUGCCGGCCAUCAAGACGGCGCGCGAGCAGGCCGAGGAGCGGGAGGCUGCGUUUUCGGAGCUCGAGAAGACGAUCGAGGACCGCGCCGCGCUCGCUGCGGCGCGGGAGAGGAUCGAUGAGAUCGAGGAUGCCAACGCGAGGCAGUGGGACGACCCGUACGCCCGCAACCAGAUGCUGAGGAAGACGUUCCGCGUGGGCCGGAAGCAGAGGGAGAAGGACGCCGCGGCCGCCGAGGACCUUAGGGACAGGAUGGGCUUGGGGAUCGAGCUGUUGCCCGAGAGCGAGGAGGAUGCGCGGUGGGCGAAGCUGGUGGAUUUCGGCAAGGCACCCGACGGCCUGGUUGAGGAGGGCGACAAGGCCCUUGCGAAACCACUGUUUGGCGGGGCAAAGCCUAUGGUGCAGGAGACGAACACGAGAGACAGGAAGACCCCCACGAAGAAGCUGCUCAAGUCGGAGGUCGCAGCAUCCAAGAUGAGGAGCUCCUUGGUCUCCGAGAUUGUUGGCAACACCCGGAUGGCCAGCGACCCGUUCCUCGAGCCACGGACCAGGGACAACACCAAGAACACGGCCAACAUCAUACCUGGGCUGAAGAGAAAGAGACAGCCCGGGGUGGAACCCAGCCCACCACCAGAAGAUAAACCACCUGAAAAGGUCGCUGCCACGUCUUCAGCCCUGGUGGAUUAUGACUCGGACUGAGCAAGAGCCUUCUUAUGUUGUUUUUGAAAUAGCGUUAUGAUAC